Rotaria sp. Silwood1 is the source of this 279-nucleotide messenger RNA. NCBI's taxonomy places the organism in Eukaryota, Metazoa, Rotifera, Eurotatoria, Philodinida, Philodinidae. The record is from the annotation of a GenBank genome assembly.
AUGAUUCCGAACGAUGUUGAAAAUAAUAUUAGUCAUAGUAUUAGCAACAUUUCUACUGCUUCACAGCCAUCAACGACUGCAACAUCAUCAAGUCGUGGUAAUACAAAUUAUUCAUCAAUCAAUACAUUAAUUACAACUGAUACUCGACGAAGUGUUCGUCUUUCAGCUAAAUCUUCUAAAAGAAUAUCAUCAUUAAAUCAAUCAAGUAUCCAUCGAACAAUAUCGGGCGGUGUUGCUCUAACUCAUUCACCAAAAUUAUAUGUUCGUAAACGAACUUAA